Molecule: messenger RNA, 1488 nt
Organism: Trametes versicolor FP-101664 SS1
Lineage: Eukaryota; Fungi; Basidiomycota; Agaricomycetes; Polyporales; Polyporaceae
Product: FMN-dependent alpha-hydroxy acid dehydrogenase
Exons: 7
Coding region: 51-1379 (442 amino acids)
Molecular function (GO): oxidoreductase activity; FMN binding
Source: RefSeq, a predicted model, not a curated record
CCGCCAAUCGACCCAUCUACCCGAGCCACCCGCACGCGCGAUCAUAAACGAUGUCCGCCUCGUCGACUGCAAACCCCGAGGAGUCCAGAACGUACGGAUCGGCACCGGGACGGUGGUCCGGCUACAUGCGCGAGCUCUUCGCGAGCAGACGCCCUCCUCCCCUGGGCUCCGUCGACCCCGACAAGAUAGAGGCUGCUGCACGGGAGAAGCUCAAGGACAGCCCAGGCUCAUUCGCCUUCGUGUUCGGGAACGCGGGUUCGGGGGAGACGUUCCGCAACAACCGCGCUGCUUUCAGCAAAUGGCAAAUCGUGCCCCGCAUGCUGCGAGACGUGACCCACCGGACGAUCGAGACCACGUUGUUCGGUGUCACCCACCCUUCACCGCUUAUCGUCGCUCCGAUAGGAUGCCAGGGCAUCCUGCACGCAGACGGAGAACUCGCGACUGCGCGCGCGGCAGGAGGUCUGGGCAUUCCGAUGAUUCUCAGCGGUGCAGCGACCAAGUCUAUCGAGGCCGUCGCGAAGGCGAACGGACAGGGGCACCGUUGGUACCAACUCUACUGGCCGAUAAACGAUGACAUCACGCUGUCCAUCCUCUCGCGUGCGAAGCAGAACGGGUACUCGGCGCUCGUCGUGACCGUGGACACGAUGGCCAUCGGCUGGCGGCCGUACGACGUCGACGCCGCGUUCAUCCCGUUCGCGCACAGCGUCGGGAUCCAGGUCGCGCUGUCCGACCCCGCGUUCAUGAAGGCGCAGGGACUCGAGGUGGACCCGAACGAUGACAUCGUCGAGUUCCCGUACGACCCCGCGAAGUUCGACGAGCUGUACGUGAACGGCGACGAGAAGACGCGGCGGGGCGUGAAGCUCGCGGCGGCGUGGGGCCAGCAGGCGGUGAACGGCGUGUUCAGGACGUGGACGCACGUGGAGUUCCUGAGGCAGAAUUGGGAGGGACCGCUGAUCAUUAAGGGGAUCGUGAGCGUUGAGGACGCUGAGUUCGCGAUCGACAACGGGGUAGACGGAAUCAUCGUAUCUAACCACGGCGGACGUCAGGUUGACGGAGCGAUCUCUACGCUGCUCGCUCUGGAGCGCAUCAUGGCGUCUCCGACGGUGAAGGCGGCGCAGGCGAGCGGAAAGUUCACCAUCCUCUUCGACUCGGGCAUCAGAUCUGGGGCAGACAUCUUCCGCGCGAUUGCACUGGGCGCCCAAGGCGUACUUCUCGGCCGGACCUACGCAUACGCGCUCACUGUGGCUGGGCAGACAGGCGUGGAGACGCACAUCAAGAGCAUCCUCGCGGAUUUCGAGCUGACGCUGGGGCUGUCGGGCUACCGGAGUAUCGCCGAGAUACAAGGGAAGGCGGGCGUAGCCACGAUUAAGGUGGAGUAGGUGGACUGCCGACGUCGGAGGUGAGUGGAGGCGUGCUUCGUCUAAUGGAGUCCGUGUACAUGUGCUACGGCGUAGAGUACAUAUCUCAAGAAUGACCUAUCCCCCAAGA